Molecule: messenger RNA, 500 nt
Organism: Dentiscutata erythropus
Lineage: Eukaryota; Fungi; Glomeromycota; Glomeromycetes; Diversisporales; Gigasporaceae
Source: the annotation of a GenBank genome assembly
GUCUUCUUCAAGAUGAUACUGAAUGAGAUACCUUUAUUAUGGAAUAAUCAUAAAAUUGCAUUGUGUGAAGAUAUUUUAUAUCAAGCUUAUGUGCAAUUACAAGAUCUUGAAGAUACAAAUGAUAUUCCUGCUACAAUUAAAAAUGAAGCUCUUACUCAAUUAGAAAAUAUAUUUUUACUAAAUGGAAAAUCUUUAAAAAAUUUUCCUGAUAUGCCAAUUCCCUCUAUUACUUCAAAUAUUAGUAAUAAUGAAGAAAAAUUAAAUCAUUUAAUACGUGAAGAGAGAUCUUACAAUAUAACAGACUUAGAAGCUGAAUCACAAUGCAAUAUACCUUUAUUAAAUAAUGAUCAAUGUGCAAUAUUUGAUGCUGUUAUAAGAGCAAUUGACAAUGAAGAAGAAGAAUACUCUACAGAUUCAGCAAAUAAUAAAAAUAUUUAUCUAUACUCACCUGAAUUUUUAAGAUUUUUAAAAAUCUCUGGUCUUCCUCCUGGUGAAUUAAA